GCCGCGGCCCGCGCCCCGCACCGCCGCCUCCCUCGGUCUGGGCACCCCUCGCCCCCUCCCUCCGGCCCCCGCCAGGCUCGGGCAGCGGCCGCCCCCAGCCCCCGCUCGGCCACAUCCCCAACUCUCCGGGCUCCCUCCUGGGACGCGCGCCCUCGCCCCAUCCUUUCUUCCUUCCUUCCUUCCCUCGCGCCCGCCCUCCCUCUCCAGGUCUCCCUCCCGGGGCCCGAUUGUCUCCGUCCCCUGCCCAGCCGGCCCGCGCCGCGCCCUGCCCGGAGUCUCCCUCGCACUUCCUGGGUCGCCCGGCGCCGCAGUCUCGCCUCGCCCCGGGAGCCCGAGCCGCCGCUGCCCCCGGCUCCAGCCCCCGCAGCCCGCGGCGCCCGCCCGAGGGAGCCCCGGCGCCCGGGGAAGGGAAAAGUGGGCGAGCGCGCCCUCGCCCAGCCCCGCGCCCCAGCCCUGCCCGGCGAGGAAGGACCGGGAAGAUGAACAACGGCGGCAAAGCCGAGAAGGAGAACACCCCGAACGAGGCGAACCUUCAGGAGGAAGAGGUCCGGACCCUAUUUGUCAGCGGUCUCCCUCUGGAUAUCAAACCUCGGGAGCUCUACCUGCUUUUCAGACCAUUUAAGGGCUACGAGGGUUCUCUUAUAAAGCUCACAUCUAAGCAGCCCGUAGGUUUUGUCAGUUUUGACAGUCGCUCAGAAGCAGAAGCUGCAAAGAAUGCUUUGAAUGGCAUCCGCUUCGAUCCUGAAAUUCCGCAAACACUACGACUAGAGUUUGCUAAGGCAAACACGAAGAUGGCCAAGAACAAACUAGUAGGGACUCCAAACCCCAGUACUCCUCUGCCCAACACUGUACCUCAGUUCAUUGCCAGAGAGCCAUAUCCUAAGACUUCAUCUGCACAGUCCUCUCGAAACAGUGACGAUGAGCUCACAGUGCCUGCACUUUACCCCAGUAGCCCUGAAGUGUGGGCCCCGUACCCUCUGUACCCAGCGGAGUUAGCGCCUGCUCUACCUCCUCCUGCUUUCACCUACCCCGCUUCACUGCAUGCCCAGGUUCCCAGCCCCCCACCUGCCAUGGGGCUGUGCCCCCACCCCCUCCUUUACCACCUGGAGUCUGCCCUUUGCUUAGUGAGCAAGUGGAUUCAGAUGCACAAAGCCAUAAGCCAUGGAUGCGCUGGCUCCCUCCGUCCGAGGCUACUUCUCAGGGCUGGAAGUCCCGUCAGUUCUGCUGAAUACCAUGUUCCAGGUGUGUGAUGGUGGCUGCAAUCUGUCUUGUGGGUAUUAAUGCAACCUUCAGUGGUGGCUGCUGUUCUCAAGCUGUUCUACAAAACUGGAGCGUGCUGGCUUGAAAACAUCUUGCCCAGUUUUCGUCCCUUCAAGACUUUGCCACAGCCUCUAUCACACAUCUGUUUUUCUCGAAGAAACAAAUAUAAUAAAAAUGUUUUACUCUUUUACACUGUAUAAUUUUAAAAAAUAGUGUGUUAUUUGUGAACGCAUGGUCUGACAUUUCUGUACAGUUUGGAGAUAUUUUCAAACGAAACAUAAAAGAUAUCAACAAUAAAA
This is a messenger RNA of Mustela lutreola (European mink), 1559 nucleotides long. It is a transcript of the gene RBPMS, whose product is annotated as RNA binding protein, mRNA processing factor. The coding region runs from base 480 to 1250 and encodes 256 amino acids. Gene Ontology annotation, molecular function: mRNA binding. The transcript has 11 exons. The record is from RefSeq and is a predicted model, not a curated record. Lineage: Eukaryota; Metazoa; Chordata; Mammalia; Carnivora; Mustelidae.